Mercenaria mercenaria is the source of this 1233-nucleotide messenger RNA. RefSeq lists its product as uncharacterized. Bases 608 to 1192 code for a protein of 194 amino acids. The record is from RefSeq and is a predicted model, not a curated record. Gene Ontology annotation, biological process: regulation of transcription by RNA polymerase II. The transcript has 2 exons. Gene Ontology annotation, cellular component: transcription regulator complex; nucleus. Lineage: Eukaryota; Metazoa; Mollusca; Bivalvia; Venerida; Veneridae.
AGCUGGGCUCCCACUGCCGAUCAGAUCAACUCGAUCAAGCCCGAUCAAGCGAUCGGGUACUUGUCUGGGUAGGUCGGCAUGAUUGAUCGGGAGUGGUCGGGGAGGUCUACCUUGGUCGGCAUCGCUCGGGCUUUCUACCCGAAUUUUUUUGACAUGUCAAAAAAAUUCGUGUAGCGAUCGUGUAGCCAAGCGGUCGAGAAGAGCUCGGGAAGCGAUCGUGUAUUGAUCGAGUUGAAGAUCGAGUUAAUCGAGAAACAAUCGUGUAGCGAUCUUGUUUGGUCGGAUUGACAUCUUUUACCCGAUCUGUAACCGAUCUUCUCGACUUCUACUCGAGUAAUAUACGAUCGCAUCCCGAUUAAGUAGAUCUCUGUUCGAUCUCUUGUCCAGAUUAUCAAGACUGCUACCCGACUACUCCACGACCACACACGACCGCACACGAUCAAACCCCGAUCACUGUUCGACCAUACACGAGCUCACGUGACUAAAGCAAGAAAAGCGUGCUGACCAGUGUCUCAUAAGUUGUUUGGACGCUGAAGAUAUAACAUCUUUAGCAAACCAAUAUCUGUUAAAACAUCUUCAGCCAAGCCAUUUCUACUACAAACUAAAGAUGCCGAGAAAAGGCAAAAGGCCGAUAGGCAGUACAAUUGCGAGUAAAUGUGCAGUUGCUGCGCCUCAGCCUGAAAUCGUGGAACCCACCCAGGAAGAGAGUAAUGAGUCGCCUAUACCCCCUACUGACUCUUCUGCCGAGCAAACCAGAAAAGAGCAAGUAGAAGAACGUCCGACUUCUCCUGAGAUAGAGACUGAUAUCAGGCCCCGGAAGACACUACAUCGUACACUCACGCAAGAUGAAGAAGAUGACCUUGUAGCGUGGUUAAGAGAGAACUCGUUCCUCUUCGACAAAUCAUCCGCAGGAUUCAAGUAUAAGGAGAAGAAGAACAGUACAUGGGCCGCGAAAGAGGCAGAGUUGGGCCUCAAACCUGGAGACCUGUCGUCAAUCUGGUACACGAAUAUGAGAACACAGUAUUCGAAACUAAUUAAGCUUACCAACAAAUCUGGAUCUGGUGCUGGAGAGCGCACAGCAAGGCAACAGUGGAUUUUGGACAACUUUGAAUUCCUGCGCCCUUAUCUGGUACAGCUGCGAACUCAGAGGGGAUCCAAAGUAAGUACAUGUAGUAAUAAAAAUCCUGUAUAAAUCAUGUGUAUACACUUAAAAGAAAUAUACGUAAUCAAGCA